GCAGCCGCGCCAGGCAGGGCAGCGUGUGGGCGACCAGUCCCGUCCGUCACCUCCUCCUCCUCCUCCACCUCCUCCUCUUCCUCCUCCUCUUUGCUCAUCCGUUUCGGCCCCGAAAAUAACAAACUGUAAAAGCUGCAUGUGGCUUUUUUUCGUCGUCGGGACUUGCCAGAGGCGAAUGGAUUUUUAUGAGAUGGUUUCAGGCACGUUUCAGAGGGUCCACCGCUUGGCUUUGAAUUGUGCGUGAUUAGCGGAGGGGAGAAGCGAGAGCCUCAUGGAUAACGCGGCGGAGGAUCAGCCCGUAAACUUGCCUGUUGCAGCCUCCGACGCCUAGUGAAGAGGAUCACACAGAGGCACGAGGCUCUUUUUUUUACAGCCCCUCUUCUUUUUUUAUUUAUUCCACUACCGAGCCCCUCCGCCCGCUCCCACCGUGUCUAUCCAAGUCGGAGCGAGCGAGAGAGGGAGAGCGACCGACGACCGAGAGACCAGCCAGCCGGGGAGCCGCGCUUGUUUUCCCCUCCUCCUUUUUAUCCCUCCACAUCCACACUGUCCUUUCUUUCUCCUCACGAUCUGAUCUGAUAUCUUUGUGUUUGAAAACUGCACCCCGCACGCAUACACACACACACAUCACACACACUCACACACACAUCCUCCCCCGAUCUAUGUGGGAGCCCUGAAAGCGCACCCCGGGGGGAAAACUGUGUAUCAAAGCUCCGCGGAUCCCCCAGGCAGCAGCGGAUCACCGGGGCCAGAGAAGAACUCCCUGCCGGGCCCCCGAAGCCAACAUGCCGCGGAGGAAGCAGCAAGCGCCCCGGCGCGCAGCAGCGUACGUCCCAGAGGAUGAGAAGGAAGCAGCUCUGUUGGAUGAGGACCUGGAUGGAGAUGACUCAGCCCAGGAAGGAGAGGAACCCACUGCCAAGUUUCUGUGCCGGGACAAGGACUUUCUUCUUAAGGACCGGCCAGGAUCCACUGGUUUCCAUGACUCCCCAACUGCUGCAGACUUCUCGGGACAGGAACUGGACAGUGAGUCACACCUGAGUGAAUCCAGCGACCGGAUGUCCGACUUUGACAGCUCCUCAAUGAAAAAUGAAGAUGAUGUUCUCCUGUCCAAAGACCCAAUGAAUCCCCUCUCUCUGGCCUCUUCUGCCAUCAUGAUGGCCGCCGCCACCUCCACAGCCCAAACCAGUGGAGAGGACACCAUCUCAGCCACUACAGUGCCAGUGGUUGACAGCCUGGAGAAGAUGAAGGCUAUUUACACCUCCUUUCUUACUAACUCCUACUGGUCCACACUGAAUCUGAACCUGAGCCAGCCCCCUGCAGAAAAGCCCCCUCGCAGCCACAGCAGCAGCAGUAGCAGCAGCAGUAGCAGUAGCUGUGGAAGUGGAGGCUACGAUUGGCACCAGACAGCCGUGGCCAAAACCCUUCAGCAGGCCUCACAGAAUCACCACAACCGGUUAGGGCUCGUCCACCACCCCACGGUGGCCGUGACCGCAGCAUCUACAGAACCCAACCUCUUUAGCACGGUCCAGCUUUACCGGCAGAGCACCAAACUCUACGGCUCCAUAUUCACUGGUGCCAGCAAGUUCCGAUGCAAGGACUGUAGUGCAGCAUAUGAUACUCUUGUGGAGCUCACAGUACACAUGAAUGAGACAGGCCACUACCGUGAUGAUAACCAUGAGGCAGAUGGUGAGGGCACUAAGCGCUGGUCAAAACCCAGAAAGCGUUCCUUGUUAGAGAUGGAGGGGAAGGAGGAUGCACAGAAAGUUCUUAAGUGCAUGUACUGUGGCCAUUCCUUUGAGUCCCUCCAGGACCUUAGUGUCCACAUGAUCAAGACGAAACACUACCAGAAAGUGCCUCUGAAAGAGCCCGUUACACCAGUGGCAGCUAAGAUUAUCUCCUCUGCCCGAAAGAGAGCCCCCAUUGAGCUAGACAUCCCUAGCUCACCUGACUCUAACGGGGGCACUACACCUAAACCCACCUCCCUCUCCGACUCUAAUGACAUACUCCAGAAAGCCUCCAACCCUUACAUCACACCUAACAACCGCUACGGACACCAGAACGGUGCCAGCUACGCCUGGCAGUUUGAAUCCAGAAAGUCACAGAUCCUCAAAUGCAUGGAGUGUGGCAGCUCCCAUGAUACACUACAAGAGCUAACUGCUCACAUGAUGGUGACCGGACACUUUAUUAAAGUCACCAACUCAGCCAUUAAGAAAGGUAAACCCAUAAUGGAGUCAUCCGCCCCCGCCCCAACCUCCAUCUCGUCUGCUGAAGAGAAGGUCCAGUCUGUUCCCCUGGCUGCAACGGCAUUCUCCCCUCCACCUGCCCCUGUGCCUCCACCUACCAGCAUUUCCCCAGCUACCAUGGCUGUGGAGAUAAAAAAGGAGGAGAAGGAGGAGGAAUGUACGAAGGAGUCUAUCACAAACAACAGUAACAACAUCAACAAAGACAAGAAAGCAGGGGGUGAGGAAGAUGAGGAAAAGUUUGAUAUUUCUUCAAAAUACACCUAUUUGACUGAGGAGGAUCUGGAUGAGAAUCCUAAAGGGGGAUUUGACAUCCUUAAAUCCUUGGAGAACACAGUGACCUCAGCAAUCAACAAGGCCCAGAAUGGGGCUCCCAGCUGGGGUGGAUAUCCCAGCAUUCAUGCUGCCUACCAGCUCCCCAACAUAAUGAAGCUCUCUCUGGGAAACUCUGGGAAAAGCUCCCCCCUCAAAUACAUGUUCCCUGGAGGGGAGAUCCUCUCUCCCACUGGCAAGAAUCAGCCGCUUAUCUCCCCUCCCAGCCGACAGACCUCCCCUCUGCCCAAGAACAACUUCCAUGCUAUGGAGGAGCUAGUCAAGAAGGUGACAGAGAAAGUGGCCAAGGUAGAAGAGAAGAUGAGAGAGCCCAGUGGAGUUGUAAGGGCGUCUCCUCUGAGGCGUACCACACCCUCUCCCUGCAACAGCGAGGCAGGGGACUCAGCCCAAGGAGACUCCCCCAAAGAAAGGAGAGGAGGAGGCUCCAAAACCCCAGAGAAUACGGGUGGAGGGGAAAAAGUAGGUGGAGGAGAUGGAAGUGGAACCAAUCACAGAGAUUCAAAUGGUGAUGUGACUAUAAAAGAGCCUGUGGAAAAUGGAGUGGAGUCCACCGCUGUGACUUCCCCGCUGUCUGCUUCUCUGUGUGGCAGCACAGCCAUCAUCACAGACCACCCUCCUCCAGAGCAGCCAUUCGUUAACCCUCUUAGUGCACUGCAGUCAGUGAUGAACGUCCACCUGGGGAAGGCUGCUAAGCCCGCCCUGCCCUCCCUUGACCCUAUGAGCAUGUUGUUCAAGAUGAGCAACAGCUUGGCAGAAAAAGCAGCAGUGGCUGCCUCUACCCCACCAGCACAGACCAAAAAGCCCACCAAUGACCACUUAGACCGUUACUUCUACCAGCAACAUCUGAACAGUAAUGACCAGCCCAUAGACCUGACCAAGGGCAAAAGUGUGGACAAAAACAGCAGUAGUGGCUCUUUGGGUUCAACAGCUCUCUCCUCCUCCACCUCCACCCCAUCCUCAAUUUCCCCUUCCUCCACAGUCACCAUGGCCAAAACCUCAGCUGCAGUAGCUUCCUUCAUGUCCAACUCACCUUUGAGGGAGAAUGCCCUGUCAGACAUCUCAGACAUGUUGAGGAACCUUACAGAGAGCCAGACUGUCUCCAAGUCCUCCACACCUACUAGUAUGUCCGAGCGCUCUGAUAUUGAAGGUGCCACACAGGAGGAAACAGAAGAUGUUUCACCAGCCCAGAAACGUAAAGGUCGCCAAUCAAACUGGAACCCUCAACACCUCCUUAUCCUCCAAGCCCAGUUUGCUUCCAGUCUCAGACAAACAAAUGAUGGCAAGUACAUGAUGUCAGACCUGAGCCCGCAGGAGAGGAUGCACAUCUCCCGUUUCACAGGCCUCUCGAUGACCACAAUAUCACACUGGUUGGCCAAUGUCAAAUACCAGCUGAGGAGAACCGGCGGCACCAAGUUCUUGAAAAACCUGGACUCAGGUCACCCGGUGUUCUUCUGCAGCGACUGCGCCUCUCAGAUUCGCUCACCGUCCACUUACGUCAGUCACUUGGAGUCCCACCUGGGCUUCCGACUGCGAGACCUGGCCAAGCUCUCUGGGGAGCAGCUGCUCAGCCAGAUAUCGCAGCAACACCAUCAGCAACGCCACACCAAAGGACUGUCUGAAAAACUGCUCUCUAACCUUCACCCCUCCAGCCAUCCUCUACCCUCCUCUUUACCCUCCCUACCCACCUCCCUGCCAUCCUCCUUAACUACCCCUCUACCCCCGGCCGACUCCCCAUCACCCUCCUCAGAGGAGGACGGCAGUGGUGCCAUGUACCAGUGCAAGCUCUGCAGCCGGACUUUUGCAAGCAAGCAUGCGGUCAAGCUUCACCUGAGCAAGACUCAUGGGAAGUCUCCCGAGGACCACCUCAUGUAUGUGUGUGAGCUGGAGAAACAGUAGCACUGGCUGGGGACAAUGCUGCACUCUUUCUUAAUAUCACUCACUAUUUCUUGCUCUGUCUCUCUCUUUAGCCUUUCACAGACAUUUCUUUUAAAGAAGAGAAAGGACCAUGAAAAUGACAGAACUGCACAAAGAUGCCAUACAACUACUGCUUUGAGUUUUGGCACAUGGUUUUAAUUUUUAUUUGUUGUUGUUGCUGUUGUGUUUUUUUUUAUGUUUCUGUCUGAGGUAGACUCACUCUGGCCCAAGACACUCAGUUUUCUUGUGUUUAGUGCUCUCCUUUGACAGGAAUAGAGUGACUUUCUCAAAAUGUGCAGAUGGGGAUGUUGUCAUUGAUGAGAUACAGUAUAUGAAGGUUUAAAAAAGAGAUUUUAAAAUGAAGUGGUGUGUAUUUUGAAACUUGUGUAAAUGGGAUUAAGUUCCUUUAUAUUUUGGCAUCACUGGGGUGUGAUAAGCUGCAUGCAUAAAUGAAACAGUUUAGUUAAACAUUGUAUAACUAAAUCUGGUGCACUUUCCAUGAUUUAUAAUUUUUUUUCCCUCUCACUUUGUUCCUUCUCUCGCUCGCUCUGUCACUAAUCUUUUUUUCGUUUGUUUGCUUUGUUUUGAUUCCGUAAAACAUUUUUGUGCUGGUGUCAGCAUUUUAAAAUUUAACCCUCUGAGUACGUCAAAGCACUUCUACACCUAAGAUCCAAAACACUAUUGACACAAGAUUUGAGAUUGGAAUUUACUGAAGCUAUUGUGAGAAUUAAAUGGACAAUGAGUGCAUUGUGUCUGCGAUGUCCAUGUUUCCCAGACAUACGUUGAGUCUAAUCCCAGACAUGAAAGCAUUUUGAAAAAGGCGCUUCUCCAUUCAAAGGAAGGUUUUAGUCUUGUGCUUAAUCUUUGUCUGGAAAAUGCUCCCGAGUCUUGACACAAGCAUCGUAGCUACAGUAUGUGAUGCAAAAAAACAACUGAAUCUGACGUCUCUUACUUUGUUUGAUCAGGGACCUUUAUUAAUUCAGGUCUGUGUAAAAAUGUAUAUAAAAAAACAUAUUAACUAAUUCCUGUCUAAAUUAUGCAUUGUUUCUAUAUUUUUAAUUUAAGAGGAUUAUGACUAUCUGCUGGUGCACAAUAUAUGAAGACAUGAAUAAAAUUGUUUUGCACAAUAGUUUUAUAAAUGUGUUAUUUAAUCAAAUAAUAUGAACGUGGGAGGAGGCAAAAAGACGACAACAGGUGAAUCUUUUUAUUCCCAACUCGUGCUCAAAGGGUUAAAGAUUCUUUUUACCAGACACUACUCUACAUGUGCCGCUGUAUGAACACUAAAAAGAUUAUAAAGGUUGUACAAAAGAUGUUACUUUAUCAAGAAAUUUCACAUGUAAUCUGUUAUUUAUAAGCACUCUUGGUUGUUUCAUAUCGUUGAAUGCCUUUUCGAUUGGUCCUUUUUUUUUUUAUUUCUUUUUUUUUUUUUCUGUCUAAUUACUCUCCCAUGAUUCCACACUGCAGCUUUAUCUUUUCGGGAUAUGAAAGGUAACCAUGGUUACGCUAACCUCUUGAGUGACAAGUUCUGCUACAUUUUUGGCAGUUAAUUUGCUGAAGUAACUGACAGCUGCCAGUGUAGAGAAAUAAAAAAAAAAAAAUCCUUAUGUGUAAAAUAUCGGCAUGUAAACAGCACAGAUACUGUUAUGCAUUCUGUGCCGUGAGUCUUUUUGUUUCGUUAUUUACUUUUCUGUUGUUGUUGUUCUUGACAAUGAACACCCAUUAUAUGACUUCAUAUAACCUUGUUUUCUACUGCAGCAUUAA
Messenger RNA from Myripristis murdjan (pinecone soldierfish), 6245 nucleotides. RefSeq names its product teashirt zinc finger homeobox 3b (gene tshz3b). The record is from RefSeq and is a predicted model, not a curated record. The transcript has 3 exons. Lineage: Eukaryota; Metazoa; Chordata; Actinopteri; Holocentriformes; Holocentridae. Gene Ontology annotation, biological process: regulation of transcription by RNA polymerase II. Gene Ontology annotation, molecular function: DNA binding; DNA-binding transcription factor activity, RNA polymerase II-specific. Gene Ontology annotation, cellular component: nucleus. The coding region runs from base 783 to 4466 and encodes 1227 amino acids.